Messenger RNA from Brassica rapa (field mustard), 2488 nucleotides. RefSeq names its product tropomyosin-2. The record is from RefSeq and is a predicted model, not a curated record. NCBI's taxonomy places the organism in Eukaryota, Viridiplantae, Streptophyta, Magnoliopsida, Brassicales, Brassicaceae.
AUGUUGAAGUUUGAGAAGCAUAUCAGUAGCGUAUCUAUUCUCUCCAAUUCUGUCGUAAAGCUUGGCCAAGCAUAAAGUUUAUUUAUCAUUGCAAUCAAUUUUUUACUGUUUGUUCCAAAAGUCUGACAUGUUAAGUGUUAAACAUAUUUUCUAUUGCCCACAAUGAGACAUACAUUGUGGCAUAUUUGCAUCACAACCGUAUUAUAAAGAUUCAAAUGGUUUCUAUUUACGCAAUUUUUAUUUAAAAUGAUAUUUUUUUCUGGAUUCACACCAUAAAGUUUAUAUGGCUUUGAAACAUAUAUGAAACAUUAAUCAAGCUGCUUGGUUAAAGGGAUUUUCACAACAAUUUCGGUAUAGUGAAAAACAAUUGAACCGGAUAGGAAAUAUUAUACAACUAAACCGAAAAGACUGAUAAAAUCGACUGGUAGAUCAAACUUAAAAUCACGUGACAGCCGCUUGCAAUUUUCCAGAUUUACGAAAAUAUCCUCGUAACUGACAGAAAAGAUCGAUAAGAUAUCCCACCCCCCUUAAAUUCUGGGACCCCAACUUUUGAAUUUUCGAAUUCCGGGACCCAAACUUUUGAAUAUUUGAAUUUAACCCCCAAAAAACUGAAGGAUUGGGUCUCUUUAUCUUCCCAAUCUCCCUCCCUCCUCUAUAUCUGCAACACUCCCAUCGAAAUCCUCAAAAACCCUAAUCCUCCGCCGCCACUUUCCACAACUUCGAGAAUCUCAAUGGCCAAGAAGAAAGGGACGCGUAAGAGUAACGCCACCGUCAACGUCGACGUCAACGAUACUCCACAAAGCCACGACGAGAAAGCCGCUACUAAGCUUAUCCGUCAGUCUUCCAUGGAAGAAGACCAAGACCACCACGAGGAGAGAGUCCAGAACCUGAAGUCUCUCAACGCGAUGCUCGUCAAACAGACGGUUGAGAAGCGGCAGCAGAUCGAUUCGCUGGCAAAUGCCAAGAGCGAGCUGGAGACCGAGCUGGCUCGCUACGGCGGCGAGUUGGAUCAGGUUAGCGACGAGAAUCUGGGGCUGAGGAUGGAGCUGGGGUUGGUUAUGGAGUUCGUCGGGUGUAGGUUUAGGGAGAUGGGCGUUGGAGUGGAGAGGUUGGUUAAGGAGAGGGAUGUGAUCAAGAAGGAGUUUGAGUUGCAGAGUGAGCAGGUGAAUCAAUUGAAGGAGAGUGUGGUUGUGCUGGUGGAGAAGGAAGCGAGUUUGGAGAAGGAGAUUGAGGGGUUGAAGAGAGAAAAGAAUGAGAUGGAGAUUGUAAAGAGUGAUCAGAGAGGUGAAAUCGAGGAGCUGGAGAGGAAGUUAGGCGAGGUGAGUGAUACUGUGGAGAGUUUGAUGAAGGAAGAGAAGGUUUUGAGGGGUGUGGUUGUUGGGUUGGAGAAGGAUCUUGAUGAGUGUGUGGAGAAAGAGAGGGUGAUGAUGGUGGAGAUUGAUGUUAUAGGGAAAGAGAAGAUGGUUAAGGAAGCUGAGCUUGAGAGGUUAGUGGAGGAGAAGAGUUUAGUUGAGAAGCAGAUGGAGAUGGUUAAUGUUCAGUGCUUGGAGAAGGAGAAGUUGAUUGACCAGUUGUGUAGGGAGAAAGUUGAGCUUGUGGAGCGUGUUGUUAGUGGGGAGGCAAAGCGUGUUGAGUUGAAUCGAAAGGUUGAUGAGCUAGAGCGUGCCGUUUCUGCGCUGCGAAAGGAUUGUGUUGAUCGAACCGAGACGAAUGAGAAGCUUCAGUGUAAAGUUGGAGAGCUGAGGGAUGCGCUUUGGCAGGUUGAGGUCGAGAGAGAGGAAGCUGGUAAGGCACUUGAUGAGGAGAAGAGACACGGAGAGGAUCUCAAGGCGGAUGUUUCAAAGUCAGAGAAGAUGAUUGAGACAACUCUAGUAGAGCUUGAGGAAGUUAAGAUCGAGCAGGAGAGCUUAUCUACAGCAAAGAAUGAUCUGGAGAAACAAUCCAAAUCAUUGAAAAGCGAAAAGGCUAUCCUGGAAAAGAAGCUUCUAGAGCUCACAAAAGCUAUAGAGUCCGCUGGAAUGGAAGCAAAACGCAGCUUGGUGAUGCUAAAGAGCGCCGCAUCCGCUGUGUCGCAGUCAGAUAGCGAGCAGCAGAAGCAAGAAAACGGAGCAGAAUCCUAUGCCUUGGAGCUAGAAUCGAUAGAGCAAGCGUUCAGAAACAAAGAGAGCAUAAUCGAGGAGAUGAAGAAAGAAGCCGAGACAAUGAAGCAAUCAACAGAAGAGGCACACAAGAAGAAGAGCUUCUGGACAGUUGUUUCCUCCGUAACAACGAUUUUUGCUGCUGCAUCCUUUGCCUACGCCUCUAGAACUCGUUAAGCACACUGCACACGUCAACAUGCCUUUGAUUAGCAUCUCACUAGAGCUGUUUACUUUUUGCCUUUCAAAUAAUGUUUGUUGUUUAGGUCUCUCAGCAAAGACAACGACUCUAAUAUGAAAUAUAAUAAUCUUUCUCCUGAGAUCAGUUUGUGUAUCUAAUUGAUUUUCUUAAA